Trypanosoma cruzi is the source of this 484-nucleotide messenger RNA. RefSeq names its product trans-sialidase, putative. Gene Ontology annotation, molecular function: exo-alpha-sialidase activity. The record is from RefSeq and is a predicted model, not a curated record. The transcript has a single exon. NCBI's taxonomy places the organism in Eukaryota, Euglenozoa, Kinetoplastea, Trypanosomatida, Trypanosomatidae. The annotation marks the transcript as partial.
ACUGUCGUAUACGCGGAUAAAGAAGUGGGGGACGUGGCUCAAAGCAAAGAAAACAACACAGAGCGGCGUUUGGGAGCCGAAGAAGGGAUACCAAGUGGCACUCAUGCUGCAAGGCAAAAAGGCCUCUGUGUACAUUGAUGGUACGUUUCUGAGGCAGGAAGAGGUGCCGUUAACGGGUGAGGCGCCACUUGAGCUUGUACGCUUUUGCUUUGGCGCGUGCGGUGAGGAUGCCGGCCAGAAAACUAAGGUGACGGUGAAGAACGUCUUUCUGUACAACCGCCCACUGAAUUCCACCGAGAUAAAUGCACUCAAGGACAAGGCCCACACUUUGAAUGGCCCGGGGGGAGCACUGGCGGGGUGGGCAGCUCUGGAGGGAGCUGCCGCCAGAGAACAUGCGGCUGUGGUGGGCUUGACAUCUGCUGGGAGCGGACUGCUGCCGCUGCUGCUUCUUCUGUUGGGACUGUGGGGCUUUGCGGCUGCGUGA